GCCUUCUAUUAUCAUGAAUCUUGUUUUUGUUUACGGCUCCUUAAAGAGGGCCCAGCCUAACUACCCUUACAUGACAGACAGUAACAAUGGAAAGGCAGAGUUUCUUGCCACAGCCGUCACCGUCCAGAAGUACCCACUGGUGAUCGCCACUAAGUACAACAUCCCCUUCCUCCUUAACCUCCCGGGACAAGGCAAUAGAGUCCAUGGGGAGAUCUACAGAGUGGACGAAAAGAUGCUGGAAUAUCUGGACUGGUUUGAGAAGGUCCCCAGCAUGUACCAGCGGACAGUUGUAGAGCUGGAAGUCAAUGAGGUGGCGGACAGAGAGGAGAAGGAGGAGAAGCUAUCACCUGGAAGCAUCACAGAGGCGUUUGUGUACAGCACCACAACCUACCAACCGGACUGGCCCUCGCUGCCGACGUACGAGAGCUACGACUCCAACGGAGAUCAUAGCCUAAAGUUUGUACUGAGGGAAGACCGAAAAUAGGCCUCUGCCCGGUGAAGUUAGAC
Molecule: messenger RNA, 507 nt
Organism: Cyprinodon variegatus (sheepshead minnow)
Lineage: Eukaryota; Metazoa; Chordata; Actinopteri; Cyprinodontiformes; Cyprinodontidae
Product: gamma-glutamylaminecyclotransferase C-like
Exons: 1
Coding region: 14-484 (156 amino acids)
Molecular function (GO): gamma-glutamylaminecyclotransferase activity
Source: RefSeq, a predicted model, not a curated record